UCCUGCUGACUAGAUUUGCUUGCUUUUGUCCUUAUAUUUAGAUACUCUCUGCCCCUUUUGCCCUUGUUCUCCUCUGCUUUCUUCCUCCAUUUGCCCAAGCCGUGAUCCUAUCCUCCCUUGAUCGCUGUUUUCAUUUCCUUUUCCGUAAUAAAUCUCGAUCUCUACUCCAUUUCCUUGUAACAAACACUUCUCUUUUGUCUCUGCUACCUGUCGGAUUUCUACAUUUGUGUUUAGUCUAUGCCCUUGUUUUUUUCUUUGAGUGAAAGCUGGAAGCUCUUUACUCCUUUGAAUUUGAAUAGUUUUGAUUACAUCUCAGAAACUUGUGAUUUUAACCGGCUAAGCUCAUGAUCAAGCUCAGAAAGAUUGAUCGUCUUUUGGGUUUCUUCACUUUCUAGAGAUAAGUAGUUUUGAUGAUGAUGGAUCCCCAAGAACAAGUUUCGGGGUCUGAGAAAAUGAUUACAGAUUCUCAACCAAACAAGGCCGAGCAGCUCAAGAGAAGCUGUGCGGAUUGCCACACCACAAGAACACCUCUAUGGAGAGGCGGACCAGCUGGGCCAAGGUCGCUAUGUAAUGCUUGUGGGAUCAGAUACAGAAAACAGAGGAGCGCCCUUCUGGGGUUGGCCACAGGAAGAGGAGAAAAGAAUAAGAAAAAGAUUAACAGAACCAGUGGCAAUAGUGAGCUUGUUUCAGUGAAGCUCAGAUUGAUGGCUUUGGGAAGAGAUAUGGUGUUGCAGAGAAGAUUGGGAUCUGGAAAACAGAGGAGGAAGUUGGGAGAAGAAGAAGAAGCUGCAAUACUGUUGAUGGCUCUCUCAUCUGGUUCUGUAUACGCUUAGUUAGAACCUAGAACAAACGGAUAAAAAAAAAAGGAGAAAAAUGGAAGUGAAAACUGAAAACCCUAACCAACAUACCUACCAUUGUCUUCUGGUUCUGAGCCAAGUGUUUGACCCAUGUUUUACAUUCCAUAGUUUUGACUUUUGGGCUAGUUUUUGGGAAGGAUUGAAAGAAAAAGCAGAGGAAAAAUGAUCACGGAUUAGUAGUAAUGGGAAGAAUUGAAUGCAAUGAUGUUGAUUCUCAUUUUGUGUUA
Messenger RNA from Vitis vinifera (wine grape), 1084 nucleotides. RefSeq names its product GATA transcription factor 15. The transcript is spliced from 3 exons. The record is from RefSeq and is a predicted model, not a curated record. Gene Ontology annotation, molecular function: sequence-specific DNA binding; zinc ion binding. Gene Ontology annotation, biological process: regulation of DNA-templated transcription. The coding region runs from base 411 to 833 and encodes 140 amino acids. Lineage: Eukaryota; Viridiplantae; Streptophyta; Magnoliopsida; Vitales; Vitaceae.